UCAAAAUAAGUUUUAUAACUAUUAAGAAAGCGUUUUAUGAGAAAUAAGAAUAAGAUAUUUAAUAUCAAUUUUAACCUAAUGAUUAGGUACAUGGGCACCAACGUUGAGCGUGUUUGAUGGAAACAAAAUGACCGCUGAACAACCGGACCUUUUAUUUUUCGACACCUUUUCACAUGAUACGAAUGAGGAAUUAAAUUUGGAUUUAGUCCAGUUUCCGAAGUCUGUUUAUGUCCGAGAAAUACGUAUCAUACCUCUAGGAGCUCGAGUUGAAGGGGAUUUUCCUGGUGGAGUGAGACUUGGAGCUACAAACCCUACAAAAUUCCACAUCGACUUCUUUGUAAAUGACCUAAGUAAACCAGGUGCUUCUACAUUCGAAGCUCUAGGAAGCUUGGACUAUUGUCAGAAUGGACAAAUUCACAUGGAAUGUGGAGCAGAUAUAGAACAACCAAGAAUUCCGACGGAUGGACUGGUACUUAGAGGUUGGUAUACAACAAUCACUUUGGCGGUUUAUGGUAAUUUGACCCAAGUUUUACCUGAUGUUCCAAUAAGCAUAAAUCCUCCACCAAAUAUCCAGAGGCCUGUGUCUCGUGAAGUUAGUGCUUUACCUGCUAAUGUUCCACAAUCAUCUGAUUGGAAUCAAGAACCUACUAAUCCGAUCCCAGCUUACACUAGCAAUGUUGUUGCUAGUAACCCUGAAUCUUACGGGGGCCCUAAUUACCCAGAAAACUACGAUAGCCAAUUGUACAGGAAUGAAUAUUACGAGAACGAAGGCCCAAAAGAUCCUAGAACAUACCACCAUAUGGAGGACAAUGAAUGGGAGAAGGAGAGGAGAGACUUAAGUUGUGAAAGAGAAGGCGACAGGUUGCGCCAUAGCCCUCGCUCUAUGGAAAUAGACAGAGAAAGGGAGAGACGUGAUGGCAGAAGUCGCAGACGUUCAAUAGAUAGAGGCAGGAGCCGUGAAUCAUCUCGACCUCGCGAUAGAAGUAGGGAAAUGGAUAGAAUUCAUUCUAGAUCACGUAGUCGUGAUAGGGAUUACGUAGUAAAGGGUGAAUAUCGACCCAUGAGCCGGUCUAGAUCUCGUAGUAUCGAUCACGAUCGCGACUGGGAUAGAGGCUCGUAUAAGAAGGAAGAUUAUCGACGUCAUCGCGAGGCUUCGUACGAUCGUUCACGUGGUGGAUCGUAUGAACCACGGUCACCAUACGAUAAAAGGCCACCGUCAUACGAACGCAAACUAGCUUAUGAUAAAUGCGGACCUUACGAAAAAAGGUUAUCACCAUACGACAAGAGGAGUUCCUCUUAUGAACGGCGUGCUCCUUCAUACGACAAACAAACGCCAUAUGAUAGAAAGAGACAUUCACCGUACAGUCGCAUGCGAGGUUCAAGUUAUGGCAGUAGAUCACCGAGUCGUGAUGACCCUCGGAAAAGACCCAGAACACCACCCGGUGAGAGUAGACGACCGAUGUCUCCGAGAGAAGGUGAAACAAACAGCCCCAUUAAUUCUGUACGAUCAGAGGAAGGCGCUGAUUAUGAUCGAAGUGGAAAACAAAUUCCUCGUAUUGAUUUCUAUCAUCAAAGUUACAGACAUAAAACUUCGAUUAGAAGCCCUUCCCAAGAAGUGGAUAAUUCAUAUGUUGAACCUCAACAUUCCAGCCUGGUGACUGUACCGAUUGUUGAUACCAGUGCUCCUAAAGAUUCGCCGUUAAGGAACCUCGAUGACGAUAGAUCAAUGGACGCUGAGCCAUUUGAGCCGAUAUUAUCGGAUGAGGAUAUUUGUGAUGACUUAGAUGCUAAUUCUUAUAUGGAAGUUGAAUACGAUGUGAACGAAUAUUGCGGCGUUGAUGAUAUCAUCAAAUAUUUUAAUCCAUUCAAAGCAGAAUGGGAAAAAUAUGAACACGUUAAUAAAAUAACUAAAUUGGCGAACGUUAAGAGGGAUGAAGUGAAAGAUGUCAUGAGUGCGACUUUCAGUGAGUUGUGUGAAGCGAGCGCUGACUUGUUUAAAAUAUCUGAAAUAACAUCAGCCGCUAAAAAGCGUGAACAAAAGUUUUUCUCGAACACAUUCGUGGAAAUCGACAACUCUUCAAGAGAGGACUGGGUUCACCAGUGUGAACAGUUGUUCGUACCUCUAACUAAUAUCUGCAAACAUACUGAUUUAAUUCUUCGAAUAUUUCGCAUGUACAACCGAUCGGAAACAUCUGAUGAGUUUGCCGAUAUAUACAAUCUUCUGGUGACUUUCUGCAGGAUCGGAUUGAACUUCGAUUUUGCUCUAGCACAACAGCAGCCCACGUACAAGAUACGACACAUGAAAUGCGGUAUUCGUCUUGCGGAAACUUUGAUGUUACACCAGCAUAAUGGACAAGUGAUGAAAAUGCUGUUAAAUACUGGCAUAAAUAUACCAAUGCAACUGCUACAGAUGUAUGCUAAAGAAUAUAUGGCUUUGAGUAUACGCUUGAUGAUUCUGAAAUCUUUAAACGCGUGUCUAUCAUCGAAAGAAGCAAUCGAUCAUUUUAUGCAAAAUUCGAUGUAUCCUAAAUUCGAUAAAAAUGAGACCGAUACCAGAAAACCUAUGAACGGCUAUCAAGCGCUUUUAGCCAUGAUGCAAGCGAACCCAUUGGGUAGAGUUAAAUUUGCUCUGAGUGCACUUUUGAAAAAACUUAAUAUAUAUGAGGCGUUAAGUAAACUACACGAUUUAGUUUUAAAGUUUAACAACGCUGCUGCUGAAAAUAAUCAGCCAGAAGAUAUUGAAUUAACAGAAAGCGAAAUAAGCUUUAUCGUAGAUUCUUUCGAAGAAAUACUUUACAUGUAUCGGUCACAAUGUUUCCAUCUCUCUCAACCGAAACGAUUUCUCCCAGUCUCUGCGCAGUUCGAGAUAAGUAAGGAAUGCUCCAAUGAAAUUCUUCUUCAGUUUUUUGAUAUUCACCGUAUUUUGGAAGUUUGUCUUUAUUUGCUAACAUGUCCGACGACAUCAAACAAUCUGGUCAUCACCAGUCCUAUAUACGAUCUGGUUUUUGAACUGGUGAAUUCGUACAAUGGUCUCAAAUUUCUGUACAAAAAUAUGGAAAUGAGUGAAUUACUUUUUAAAAUAUUAGAGCAACCGUACGGACAGCAAAACGCCGAAGAGACAGCUUAUCCGCACGAUAGUACCCUAAGUAAUUACAGUGACUUACAAAUCGUUGGCUUAGAACUCGCUUAUAGAUUGAAGGCCAUGUAUUAUUUGCAAUCCAUUAGUGACCUGCAAGCGGGUAAUACGGACGAAAAUGAACUCAUCGAUAGAUUGCAAUCGUUAUAUUGUCUCAGUUUCGGUAUUAUCGGUAAGACAGCUGUUCCGAACGUCAUUGUAAUGGGCGAGAACUCCGAGUGUCUCAUGGAGGUGUUUGAGAACGAUUUGAAAAGUAAGGGUAAAGCUGAUUCGCCUUCCAAACAAAAAUCACCAGCAAAAGGUUACGCCAUAGAGUUAAUCGUCUCGGCGGUUAGAUAUGCAGCCAACGUUCCAUUUUUGAAGAAAUACGGACAGAGAUUGAUCAAUGUUUCUAAAGAGCAUGAUAGAUUUGAGCCGAGCGUUUCAAGUGUUUUACAAGAAGUCAUACCAUAUCUUAAACCUGUGGAGAAACCUACUGUUCUCUCGGGCGAGGACUUGGUUGAAUGUGUAGAGAUUUUGAAAGCGAGCCUAGAACAUUCCGCAGAUUUGCCCGGCGAGUUAAUGACUUGCUUGAGAAUUCUACGUCAUUUCUGUAUUUCCGAUUACGAGCAAAACGUAUCUGUUGUUUGCGAAUCACCGAUUGAGGAAUAUGUGGAGCUUAAAUAUAAAUACAACGUAUUACAGCUGUUUUCUUUAGAUGGAGUCGCUCACAUCUCCGGCAUUCUCGACCGCUUGGCAACUCAUUUUGAUCAACCGAGUAUGCAUACUUCAUUCUUCACCUCAGUACGGGGACUUCAAUUAGCUCAGAUGCUGCUCCCUUGUCUUAGAUUACUCGAUGAAAUGUUAGCGAGAGUUGUCCGCUGUCGAGGACCUAGGUUCAGAGAUCUGACAGCGGCGCCGAUAAUAUUGAAGACAUAUGGGAUUGCGAAAACCUUUCCAGUUGGAUGUAUAGGAUAUAGAACUGCGGCUAAAGCGGCCGAGGCUGCGGUUAGAGCGUUACUCGCCUACGCUCAACCAAUAGCCGAUGACGCAAAUGAUGGUGACUCAAUACGUCGGGGACCGUGGACUUCUCUGUGCUCAGAAGUUAUUUCUUAUACAAUGACGGCUCCUUAUACUUUCGUUCCCGGUUUAUUGAUAUUUUCUGAACUGUUACCUCUCCCGUUACCGAUGCAGACAAAAACCGCACCAUCCGAUCGCGAAUUAGCUGACGCUGCAAACGAGAGACGUAUGUGGUCCGCCCAUUUGCAUGCAUUAUCGAAUGAUUUAACUGACAUGAUACAAAUAAUAUGCAUGUCGACAUAUCGGCCGGUCGUUCAUAUGCUCCGUCGAGUUUGCGUGCAGAUUGCAGAUCUCGCUCCGAACACAGCGGCCACGGUCGCUCGGGCGGCUGUCGGAGCCGUUAUGAGAGAGAUAAAGGAAGGGGAGCCAGCUAACGCGAGUGCGGCUAGAGUACUAGGGUUUUUAGCUUGUUUGGUUUCUCACGCGCCCGUUAAAUGUGCCGUUUUAUUCACUAUGAGCAGUGGAACUCAAAAGUCGAACGAUAUACAAACGGCUCUAUGCAAUAUACUGGCUUUGUCGAAUUUGUCUCACGAGCAUUCAGCAGCUCAAGAAUACGCAGCACACGCUUUAGCUGCGUUCUGUGACGUGGAGGUGACGCUGACACCAGUCAGUGUAGGCACGGAUGUCGUCUUGGCUAAUUCGUUGCCCAGUAAAGAGUCUCUGGCCACCUUCCUCGACGCAACAGCGGACUGCCUUCAAUCAACAAACAAAACUUGCGCCGUAGCGUCUUCGGUAUUGAGAGCCUACUUCGUGUUAACGGAACAUGAAUUCGGAUUCUUACAGUUUAGAAAGUUUGUGGCGAAGAGAAGAGAGGCUCUCGGAAAAUAUUUUAAAUGGGCCCUGGAAGGUUCGGGAGAGGAUAGGACGGUGUGCCUAAACCUAUACAUCGACCUAAUAAGGAUCUUAAAGGUCGAAGAAGGAGAGGGUCCACUGGGAAGAAAGAGCACCCUAACGUUGGCCGAAAUGGCGGAUAUGGUGGGCUACUCCUGCUCCGAUGAAGGUCAUCCGGUUUUGUCUCUGGAUAAAAUAUUAAAGGAACGAAACACCGACGAGGAUGCGAUCACAAACGCGAGCUUCCUCGUCACUCACGUGCAAAAACUGAGCGAAGUCGAGGAGUCCCCCGGCGAGCCCGGCGAGACCGCCCCGCCCGCCCCCGCGCCGCUCGUGACGCAGUUCGCCGCGCGACAGAUAUACUGCAUCGGGGACGCCGCCGACGAGCGCCUCACCACCGGCUACUGGCUCAACGUGCCCGCCGCCAGCGGGGACGACGUCAACGAUAACGAACUGAUGCCGUGCGACAUCCUGGAGGUGGCGCGGGCGCAGCUGUCGGGCGGCGCGGAGGCGCUGGCGGCGGCCGUGCGGCGCCUGGCCGGCUGCCUCGACGCGCGGCCCGAGGCGCUGCCCGCCGACGACAAGCGCCCCGCCGUGGCCCUGAGCCGGCUGCGCGCGGAGGGCGGCGCGGACGCGUUCCGCUCGCGGCCGCCCAACACGUCGCGCCCGCCCUCGCUGCACGUGGACGACUUCACGGCGCUGCACCAGCCCUACUCGCUGCCGCUCGCGCGCGCGCGGCGCGGGGCGGGCGCCGAGCGCGGCCGGUUCGGCGCGCACGCACACGCGCGCACGCCCAGAGGGCGCGGCGCGUGGGAGUUGGGCGCGCAGCACUUCGGGCACUUCAGCCCCACCGCGCAGUACGCCAUGGGCGGCAUGGGGUGGGGGGGCGCUCGCAUGCAGCGCGGCCCGCGACACCGCUCCUUCAUGCGCUGAGGGCGGCGGCGACGGAGACAUUAUUGCAAGAGAUCGAGUGGUUUUUAACGCCAUCUAGUUUCCGUAGCAGAUAAUCGGGCAAGGCCACGUUUGUUAUGGUACUUGAUUAUUGUUUUAUUGAAAAGUAAUACAUAAAAUUUACGUAUAAUUAAUUAUUCGACUAAUGAAAUAGGUCGUGCCAUCACACUCAUGCCUUUAUGUACCAAUUUUUAAAUAAUUUCUUCGAAAAAAUGUAUACGAAAUCGUAGACGCAAGCGAUGUCAAAUCAUUUCAAGUGUUUCAAACACCCUUGAACCUUUACAAUUGCGUCGUGAGAUAGCAUCACUGAGCGCUUUCUAUCGACUGUAUCACGGCGAGUGCCCUGAGGAAUUAUUCUCUCUAAUUCCUGCUUCCCCCUUCCUUCUUAAGUCCACGCGAGCUGGUUCUCGAUGUCACCGCCUAACUGUGACAUCAAUUCCAUCGCGAACAAAGAAAUUUGGCAACUCCUUUCUUUGUCGCACUUCCAAAAAAUGGAAUUCCUAACCAGCUCACGUGUUCCCCUCCUCUUACAACCCGGGUUCCUUCAAACGAGGCGUGAAGAGGCAUCUUGCGGGCCGGCAAGGCGAAGGCGGCUAGUGCAGAACGUGUUUCCCGUCUGUACUGACCGUCGUCGCGUUUGGACUCUACUACCACUUACCAUCAGGUGGAGUAGUCAUUUGCCCUCCCGGCGAAUAUAAAAAAAAAAAAAGUCGACUCUUAGAGGCCAACUUCAGGCAUUUAACAAAAAAAUAUCGUUAUGAAGGAAACGACUAAUCAAAUAAUUAGAAGUAUUUGAAUAUCACACCUCGUGAAGGAAUGUCUGGCAUAUUAUAAUUUAAAGUAAAAUAUUCAAGAAAAGAGACGAAUAAAUUGUUAACUUGACAGACGCCAUUACGUCGAUGGUAUUGCCAGUUUAAAAAAAAUAUUUUGUCUCAUUCUCGUGUCCUUUAUCAGUCCGAUUAUCUGCUGAUUUUAUGAAUUCUAUAGUAGUAAAAGUAUUCUAUAGUUUUUAUGUAUACACAUUUAAUUUAUUCAUUUGGUAUUCAAACAUAAUUUGGAACACCAUAUAUCACGGUAAUAAAAACAUUGUGUACUAUGACAUAAGUUGUAUUUUUUUC
Messenger RNA from Nymphalis io (European peacock), 7095 nucleotides. RefSeq names its product protein virilizer (gene vir). Gene Ontology annotation, molecular function: RNA binding. The transcript is spliced from 9 exons. Gene Ontology annotation, cellular component: RNA N6-methyladenosine methyltransferase complex. Lineage: Eukaryota; Metazoa; Arthropoda; Insecta; Lepidoptera; Nymphalidae. Bases 128 to 5959 code for a protein of 1943 amino acids. The record is from RefSeq and is a predicted model, not a curated record.